UCUCCAAUUCCCCUUAAGCUCAGUCUCAUAAUAUUUGCGCUAGCCGUCUCUCCUCUCUCUGGUUCACACACAUUUUCGCUAGCGAAACUAAACAAAUCAGACAAGAUGCAGAACGAGGAAGGACAGAACAUGGAUCUUUACAUCCCAAGGAAGUGCUCCGCCACAAACAGACUCAUCACCUCCAAGGAUCACGCAUCAGUCCAGAUUAACGUUGGACAUGUUGAUGCUAAUGGCAACUACACUGGGCAAUUCACUACUUUUGCUCUCUGUGGUUAUAUCCGAGCUCAGGGUGAUGCUGACAGUGCUAUUGAUAGGCUGUGGCAAAAGAAGAAGGUGGAACUCCGCCAACAGUAAAUGUGGUUGAAAUGUUUUAUUUGUUAUGUUAAUUUGAAUUAAACAAUGUUAGUUCAAGGAGAGAGUGUGAUAGCAUUGACUGAGCUAUUCCAUUUUGAAACCGUGGUUGUUUUAGUUAUGUCAACAAAGACAAUUUUUUAGUACUAGAUCCAUUCGGCAUUGAA
Messenger RNA from Mercurialis annua (annual mercury), 518 nucleotides. RefSeq names its product 40S ribosomal protein S21-2. Gene Ontology annotation, biological process: translation; endonucleolytic cleavage to generate mature 3'-end of SSU-rRNA from (SSU-rRNA, 5.8S rRNA, LSU-rRNA); endonucleolytic cleavage in ITS1 to separate SSU-rRNA from 5.8S rRNA and LSU-rRNA from tricistronic rRNA transcript (SSU-rRNA, 5.8S rRNA, LSU-rRNA). Gene Ontology annotation, cellular component: cytosolic small ribosomal subunit; ribosome. Gene Ontology annotation, molecular function: structural constituent of ribosome. The record is from RefSeq and is a predicted model, not a curated record. NCBI's taxonomy places the organism in Eukaryota, Viridiplantae, Streptophyta, Magnoliopsida, Malpighiales, Euphorbiaceae. The transcript has 3 exons. The coding region runs from base 106 to 354 and encodes 82 amino acids.